Messenger RNA from Aedes aegypti (yellow fever mosquito), 4787 nucleotides. RefSeq names its product protein artichoke. NCBI's taxonomy places the organism in Eukaryota, Metazoa, Arthropoda, Insecta, Diptera, Culicidae. The transcript is spliced from 5 exons. Gene Ontology annotation, molecular function: protein binding. The record is from RefSeq and is a predicted model, not a curated record. Bases 446 to 4531 code for a protein of 1361 amino acids.
UGUCAGUCUUCAACUCGCAGCGCGUUCGAAUGGUCGAUCUUUGGACCCGCGGCUUGGAUUAUUUAGCAGUCUGAAGAAAUAGUGUAGAAACCGCGCGACAAGUGGGACAGAGUGAGACACGCGGCGAACGAAACGGAAGAAAAGACGUCCCCUUUGCUCCGGGGUGCGGGAAAAAAGGGUGCCAGUGAGAGCGAGAAAGCAAAACAUAAAACAUAGCCACACGAGAUAUUAUAACGGGGUCCGAAGGAAUUUUCGAAUCUUGGAAUCAAACUUAAGCGUGUGGGGUGUCAAGUGUGUGUUUGGUGCUCGUGCGGUGAUAUUUUUUUUUUGAGAUAUAGUGCAUUGUCGAUCGGGAUCGUGAUCCGGAUCCAGUGUGGAGUCGGAUUUCUGAGGCUGCUGUGCGGUGCAAUCUAAUGUGCAUCGCGUCUGCUUCGUCAUCACCGCAAUGCCCACUAGAUGGAUACUUCUGUUCCUGGCAACGGCCGCUGCCAUAGGUACCUACGUGCACGCUUGGCGACCCUGUCCGGAGUUGGACGCUGCGAUCAAACUUCCCUGCCGAUGCAACAUCGAAGCAGUGGGUAACAAUAGCCAGUAUGGAUUCAUCGCCGUGGACUGCGAACGAACUGCACUAACGGGCGGCUUCCCGGCCGGCCUGCCGGUCAUUUCACUCUCACACAAAAGCAGUGGACUCUCCGCUAUUCCGGACCUCUCGAUGCUGAAUGCUGCCAUUAGACGACUAGACUUUUCGAACAAUGCAGUCCGAUCACUGCCGGAUAAGGCUUUCUCCGGUGUUGGGGAACACAUAACCGAAUUGCGUUUGGCCAACAACCUGCUCGGAGACAACCUGAACCCGAUCUUCUCUACGACCGAACUGCAAACGCUGAAGAACCUCAAGCUUCUGGACCUGUCCCAUAACCAGCUGAUGGCCUUGGACGAGGGAAUCUUCGUAGGCUGCCGCAAGUUGCAGGACAUUCAACUGGACGGCAACAAGCUGUCCGAUGUGCCGGCCACAUCCUUCAAGGAUCUACCCGCGCUGCGGUUGAUCUCCCUUCGGAACAAUCUGAUCGAAAACGUUUCGGCCGAGUCGUUCGAGUUCUCGAACAAACUGGAACGGAUAGAUUUGCGUUACAACCGGAUUCAUACGCUGAAAUCGAAUGCGUUUUCGAGCUUGCCGACUAUGAAGGAGCUGCUGCUCGCCGGGAAUUUGAUCAGCGUAGUGGAUGAACGAGCCUUCAUGGGAGCCGACUCGAUCCAAAAGCUUGAUCUCUCGGAUAACUUGAUCGGCGAAUUCCCAACGGCUGCUCUGAGCUCCAUCGAAUCACUCAAGGUGUUGAAUCUUUCACUGAACAACAUCGACAAGCUGGAAUCGAAACAUUUGCAGCAGUUGAAGAACCUUCAAAUUUUGGACAUUAGUCGCAACGUGAUUGCAUCGGUUUUACCGGGGACAUUCCGGGAACAAACAUUACUGAAAUAUUUGGAUCUCAGCCUCAACUCACUGCGAACAAUCGAAGACGACGCUUUCGAAGGCUUGGAUAACCUCCAGACGCUGAUCUUGCGGGACAAUAAUAUCUUGCUAAUCCCAGGAAGCGCCUUGGGUAGACUUCCUCGAUUGUCCAACCUCUAUUUGGACUUCAACCGAGUGGCAGCACUUUCGUCGAGUAUCUUGAAAUCAAUCCAACCGGAGAACAUCCGGUAUCUUUCACUUUCACGGAACGUCAUUCGUGAGCUUCCCGCUAAUAGCUUCACAUCGUUCCGGAAGCUGAUCUACCUGGAUAUUUCUGGAAACAGCCUGGGAGUGAUCAACGAAGAUACCUUCGCUGGAUUGGACAACACUCUGAUGGAGAUCAAAAUGUCGUACAACAAAAUCUCAACCUUCCGGAAAAUUGUACUGCCUAAACUACGCCGUCUGGAUAUCAGCUCCAACAGCAUCGAUGAUCUGGCGGUUGACGCUUUCCACGGACUGAGCAAUCUCCUAUAUCUGAACAUGAGCGGCAACGAGCACGUCACGCAAAUCACUCGCACCAUGAUCUACCCGUUGAACAAACUUCAGGUGAUUGACAUGAGCAACUGCGGUCUGAAAGGGGUUCAGUCGGACCUGUUCCACAACAACACCGAAUUGAGGAUCGUGCUCCUGAGUCACAACCACUUGAAGUCCGUGGACGAAAACACCUUCAUGGCGCUGAACAGUUUGUUCAACGUUGACCUGUCGCACAACGAAAUCACGGCGAUCAAGCCCCGAUCGUUCAUCAAUACGGUCAAUCUGAGGACGUUGAACCUGCGUGGAAACAGCCUGAAGGAAUUCAAGGCCGACAUCUUCAACAGCGAAACGGCUAUGGAGACACUUGAUCUUUCGGAAAACGAAAUCACGGCUUUUGCUUCGAGCACCUUCCGCAUUCAUCCACGGUUGCGAAAGAUAAUCCUCGCCAAGAACAACAUCCAGCGAUUUGCUCCCGAGUUGACUAACACGCUGGAGUUCUUGGAGGUGAUCGAUCUCAGCGGAAAUCAGCUGAUAACGAUCGACCAACUGGACUUUGCUCGGUAUAUCAACCUGAGGGAGCUAUACUUUGCAAACAAUCAGAUCGAGUUGGUCAACGAUAUGGCAUUCCACAACUCGACCCAACUGCAGAUCAUCGAUUUGAGCCAAAACAGGCUCGAUCGGUUGACUGAACGGAUCUUCGAAGGUUUGACGCGCUUGGAACGAUUGGAUAUGAGCGACAAUCCGCUGCAUGAGCUUCCGGAGAGCUUGUUUGACAAGAGUCGCAUUCAGAAGGUGGAACAUUUGAUUUUGAGGAACAAUUCCUUCAAGUCGAUUCCGUUCAAUGCGCUAAAAGAUCAGUAUGAUAGUAUAUACACGUUGGAUAUGAGUAACAACCAGUUGAAGGAUAUUCCGUCGACUAACACUUACAUGGUGAUGGUGAACAUCAAGAACAUCGACUUUUCGUUCAAUCCAUUGUCCGAACAGGCAAUCAAAAUGCUGCUAGAACAGCCGAAAACCGCGAGGAAGAUUAACUUGGCUGGAACGGGAAUCGAGCGGUUGCCAAUCUUGGAGACUCCGUAUUUGCAGUUUUUGAAUUUGUCCAUGAAUAACAUUAGCGCUGUGGGAGAUCGGGUGUUUGAGAAGACCACCUUGCUGGAAGUGUUGGACCUUUCGUCGAACAGCUUGGAAAACAUCGAUGCAAUGAAGCAAGUCUGGCCCAAGCUGGGUUUGUUGAGCUAUUUGGAUCUAUCGAAGAACCCAAUCAAGAUGAUCAUGGCCCACGCGUUCGAUUCUCUUGAGGCGCUUAAAGUAUUGAAGAUCCGCGAUCUUGGAGAGAUUACUCGACUGGAAAAGAAUGCCUUCAAGCCGUUGAAUAGCCUGUCGGUGUUAGAGGCCUUCAAUUUUGCGAAACUGGGAUACAUAGAUGUUCAAGGAAUCCUUCAAGAGUUGCCGUCACUUGCCGCAAUCGACAUCGAAGUGAAGGACUCGGUUCUGGAAUCGGAUCAGCUUCAAGUUAUCGACCACCCCAAGUUGCACUGUUUGGGUCUGUACGGAAGGAUGCUACAGAGCUUGUCUUCCGGAAGCUUCGCAGGGCUGAGGAACAAAUAUUUGAGUGUGAGUUUGAAGAAUACCUCAGUUACUACGUUGCCGCCAGCUCUGUUGUUCCCACUACCACGAUCUUCGCACAUUGAUUUGGAUAUCUCCGGAUCGAAGAUCACGACGUUGAAUCAGCCUUUCCUGAGUUCUAUGGAUGACCGCAAGAAUAGUUUGACCAUCACCGGCUUGGACGCCAAUCCAGUACGGUGCGACUGCCAAGCUCGAGCCUUCAGACGAUGGAUAAUGGCUGCCAAGAUCAUGGGGGUGAAGUGCGCUUCACCUGAAGGGGUUCAAGGGCGAUUGUUGAUUGAAGUUGGAGAUAAUGAGUUGGUGUGCGAUCAGAAGAAACCUACGACGACCACGACAACAACCAGAACAUCUACGAUCACGUUUACUAAUUACACGUCUGGAUUUACCCAGGUCAUUACCAAAGUGACUCCCACGACAGAACAGGACAUCAUUUGGAGUGUUGCACCGACGGCCAAGACCAAGGCCAAGACGAAGAUGCCCCCGAUGAAGCAGAUGCCGAUCACCAACGACGAUAUGCUAAUUAUUGGAAUCGUGGGUGGAGUGAUCGCGUUCAUCUUCUUGCUGGUUGUAAUUAUUUGUAUCUGUAGAGUACGGAUGAACAACGAUACCUAUCGGGGUCCUCCGAUAGGAAUGUCUACAAUGCACCCCAACGGCAUGCAAGUGAACUACAAGAGCGGCAAAGGAACUCCAAUCUAUCCGAUGGUUGCUCCAUACGGACAGAACUAUGCAACGUUACCUUACAAGCAAAGCUCAUCGCCGGACGCUCAGCCUCGACCCAAUUAUUCGACAAUCGGACGAAUUCCCUACCAAUACCAAAACCAACACAUGAUGCCACCACCUUCGCAACUCUCUGCAGCGUCGAUGCACUCGGUACACUCAGCCCAGAAUCCGUACAUGGCCUAUCAGGACGACAAAGCCUAUCGAUAGUCUCCGUUCCACUCCAGAAAUCCCCCAAUUCCUCAUUUUUGAGAUUUUUCUUUUAGCCCUUAAUUUAUUUAUAACUGCUAAGUACAAUGUUCUGUAUUUUUAAACCCUAAUCGUAGAACAAGAAGAAACUGCCAAUCUCUUGUCACUCUGUCUAUAGGAAAUCUUCCGACCUGCAGGAUAUUAGGAGUGUGACAGGAAGUCAUUACUUAGAACAAAAAAAAAACGAAAAUGCUCAAAUCUAUGAUUACACUAAGUC